GACAAGAGAACCUUCUAGUGAGAGAAAGAGGGGAUAGAGAGAGUGGGAGGAGCACUGGUAUAUAAUAAGUGCUCUUCCGACGUCGAAAGCACGAGAAUUUGUGAGUGUCCUUUUAGCUUUUUGAAUACUGUCAUAUGCUUCUACUUGAUUCUGCUAAUGUGGAUGAACAUACUGUAAAGGGUGGGAAGCAAGACUUGUGUCAUUCCAGCAACUGUCAAGGCAGGGCUCUAAAGUUGGAUCUUUGCUCAUACCUCCAGUACUUGCUAAACCUUUUCUGCUCUGUCAACUUUAUUGCUCCUAUCUUGAUGGCUUCUUUCCCUAACUCUCUUAUCAUGGAGGUCAAGAGGAGGAUCCAUCAAGUCAGGAGGAGGCAUUUUCUUCAUCCGACAGGAGGAGCCAUACACUCAAGAAAAGGCAUCUAAACCAAGUUUGAUUCUUAGGCUGGCAUUUUCUUAAGGAGUAUGUCAUAACUUAGCAAGGAGAUUUCUCUUUAGGAGAAGGAGAAAGUCAAAUAGGAGGAUUUUUCAAGUUGAGUGGAAGCAUCAAGAUCCUGAUCUACUAUGGUAAUCUACUGGUAGUUAGGGACUCUUAUGGAUAAACACUCAUAAAAUGAUGAAGGUAUCUUGCAAUAAAAUCAAUGUGCCCAUAUUGUCAACAGUCAAGUUUUCCAUCAGAGGACUAAACACAGUAAGUAGAUUGUCGUAGCUGUAAGGAGCCAGGUUGUGUGCACAUUAAUUGAUCAUUCCCCAAUCCCCCACUGAGUGUACUGGUCCACAUUUAGAGUGAGUUACAACUGGCAGCCUUGUAAAGCUGCCAUAAAAGACCCAAAUUGAUUUCAUAUGCAGCAAGAUCGGAAUGAUUGAUUUCAUAUGAUCUCCUUCGAUUAGGCAUGAUUUUAGGUUGAUUGAUUUAAUCUUAUCUUUUAUUUUCUGGCAUGUAGUCUAUAUGAAAUUUUCCCCAUAGACAUAGAACAUCAAUAACCCUUUUUAGCCUUAAAUUACGUUAACAUCCUAGGUUGGAAUAAAUUAAAGAAGCAUAGACAAUAAACUCAGAACUUUUUCUCAACUCUCCUCUUUUGUUCUUCAUAGCCUUCUCAUAUACAUGGUUCUCUUAUCGCUUAAUUAGCUUAACCAGGACGGUGUUGAUGCUAAGGCCACAUGACUCUUCCAGGUGCAAGUCCUUGACACCAGGACGAAAGGACUCUCCUUGGCUAUGGUUAAUAACUAAGUGAAAACAUGGGACUGACCUCUAAAGCUACAUAGACCGAUCAUGUAGUUUUAGCUGGUUUCAUAGUGACAAUGGUAUUGGUGUGCUAUAUCAUGUUGUUCCUUACUCAGGUUUGUUGUUCAACUGGCUUGCUUGGGUGUCUAGCUGUGAUAUGUUGGGCACUCUAGUUAUAAUGUUGAAGUUAAGGGUUAGUGAAACUCUAGCGGAAUUAUCUUCUGAAUGCUAAUGUUCAUGCUUCUUAUCAAAACUGGAGGGCACAUUUUGGAUGAAAUUAUCUUUUCAUUUUUAGUUCAAAGCAGAUAUGAAGUUACCGACAACAGUCUUAUUGGAGGUGAAAUCAAUUGUUUAAUUCUGGAUGAAGGCUGUACUCCAUUUAUUGACAUAUGGGUCUUAUGCCAUCCUGUUAAGGGGUUGCAUGCUUCAUUACUUGAGGACUUGAGGGCGUUAAUCACAGAAUUGAAAAUUAUCACUGUGCAUGAUAUCCCAGUAUUUGUUUCAGGGGUGCACGAGUUUUCACGUGGAAACCAGCAUGUGAUCUGCUGUUAGGGAAAUAUGGUAUAUGAAAUAUGCAGCAACUGAAAGUUAUGUAAUUAAAAAAUCUACAGAGGGUGACGUUUCCAUAAAUUACACCCUCGUAAAUGGCCCCAGGGGGAUUGCCUUACUUUGACCCUGAGUACGAGAGCUUAAGUAUCAGAAUAAAUCCUCCAAGGGUUUCUGUGGAUAAUACUAGUUGUGGAGACUGUACUUUAGUCAAGGUUGACAGUGUAAACAAACCAGGAAUACUUUUGGAGGUGGUGCAAAUUCUAGCAGAUCUCGAUCUCAUCAUUACUAAAGCAUACAUAUCCUCUGAUGGUGGAUGGUUCAUGGAUGUGUUUCAUGUCACAGACCAACAAGGAAAUAAAAUAACAGACAAUAUGACGAUUGACUACAUAGAAAAGGCUCUGGGUCCGAAAGGCCACACAGCAGAUGAAAGCAGGACAUGGCCCGCGAAAAGGGUUGGGGUCCACUCUAUGGGUGACUACACAGCCAUUGAGCUUGUUGGAAGGGACCGCCCAGGUCUAUUAUCAGAGAUCUCUGCUGUAAUUGCGAACCUCAAAUUUAAUGUUGCUGCUGCUGAAGUCUGGACACACAACAGGAAAAUAGCAUGUGUUGUUUAUUUAAAUGACGAUGCCACUUCUCGUGCCGUGGAUGAUCCGACUCGAUUGUCUGCUAUGGAAGAACAGCUCAAGAAUAUCCUUCGUGUGUGUGGAGAUGAUGAUAAAGUGGCUCAUACCAAAUUCUCAAUGGGUCUGACCCAUAUUGACCGCCGACUGCACCAGAUGUUAUUUGCUGAAAUGGAUUAUGCGGGGAAGGGGUUAACAGCUGAGGCUGAUUGUGCUGCUUUUCUGGAGCUCAAGAUUUCAAUUGAUCGGUGUGCAGAGAAAGGCUACUCGGUGGUCACUGUUAGGUGUAGGGAUCGCCCAAAACUUAUGUUUGAUAUUGUCUGCACCCUCACAGACAUGCAAUAUGUUGUUUUUCAUGCCACCAUAUCAUCUGAUACCCCCUAUGCAACACAGGAGUAUUAUAUUCGUCACGUGGAUGGUUCCCCUGUUAACACCGAAGGAGAGGAGGAGAGGGUCAUCAGGUGUAUUGAGGCUGCAAUUCUGCGAAGAGUAAGCGAGGGUUUGAGCCUUGAGCUAUGUGCGAAAGACCGUGUAGGAUUGCUUUCUGAAGUGACAAGAGUCCUGCGCGAAAAUGGGCUAUCGGUGUCAAGAGCAGGUGUAACAACCGUGGGUGAGCAAGCAGUGAAUAUUUUCUACGUAAGAGAUGCUUCUGGGAAUCCGGUAGACAUGAAAACUAUAGAAAGGCUGAGAAAGGAAAUAGGGGAGACAAUGAUGGUUAAUAUAAAGAAAUCCCCAUCAUCAAGUUCUAAGGUACCCGAAGCAAGAAAUAGAAUGAGCUUUUCGCUUGGCAGCUUAUUUGAACGCUUCUUGCCUUGACAUAUUUCUUCGGUGUUCUUGUAUAGAAUGAAUAAUCAAUGGCAUACGAUAUAUAUAUAUAUAUAUAUAUACAACUUACGAGCACGAGGACUGGUUAGUAUUUUCCCAUGUAAGUAUAUCGUCUUUGUUUUUUUCUUUCUUCUAAAUGUGUUACCUCAUCUUGUUGUUGGUAUUAAGUAAAUAAAAGUCUUGUUGGAAUGUUG
Messenger RNA from Cynara cardunculus var. scolymus (artichoke), 3409 nucleotides. Its product is annotated as ACT domain-containing protein ACR3. The record is from RefSeq and is a predicted model, not a curated record. Lineage: Eukaryota; Viridiplantae; Streptophyta; Magnoliopsida; Asterales; Asteraceae. The transcript is spliced from 11 exons. Bases 1866 to 3206 code for a protein of 446 amino acids.